This is a messenger RNA of Bipolaris oryzae ATCC 44560, 1209 nucleotides long. RefSeq lists its product as uncharacterized. The transcript has 3 exons. The record is from RefSeq and is a predicted model, not a curated record. Lineage: Eukaryota; Fungi; Ascomycota; Dothideomycetes; Pleosporales; Pleosporaceae. The coding region runs from base 1 to 1209 and encodes 402 amino acids.
AUGUAUCUAAAAAAUACCAUUCUGGUGUACCUCUCCGGCGUAGCCUUCGCUUCUCCAGUGGCCUUACCGCAAGGCACAGGAGUUGGUGCGGAUUCAUGCCGUGUUGACGCAUUGGAGCCAAAAACAUGGACCGACCUUAAAAUCGAUGAUUUCCUUGCGGGGGCUGCGAAGAACUACACCAGGACGACGAGCAACAAUGUUCAAUCCCUAGCCGCUUCCUUCGGUGCUCCUAACUUCUUCUGUGGUCUCGACAAAUUCUGCAAUGCUGGCCAACCCUGCUUGCCCAUUCAACCACCUGCUUGGUAUGCUGCGCUGGCUAUCCAGAACUACAACAAUUACAUGAACAGCCUCAAUACCGCCGUCACAUUCGCUUCGUCAAUCAUCUCUUUGAGAUUGGGAGAGAUCGUUGCAGAUGUAUACCCGGAUCCUAAAGAUGACAUCACGCCAUUGAAGAAUAUUGGACUCAUGUUCAGCAGUGUCCUGGGCGUAAUUCCGUUGACUGGUGCUGUUGCCACAACUGUAACCGCUAUCAACGGGGGCCUGGGAGUUGCCUUGAGGCGUGCUCUCCCACCCACCCCACCUGAUAGGUUUCUUGCGUGGAGCAACCUUGGACAAACAAUGAGCGAUGUCCUGAGCGAUUUCCAGCGCUCCAUCUCGGAUUCAUUGGACAGAUCUCUUGACGCCGUGAUUGAUGACCCGACGGACGGCAUCAAUGAACUUAUCAAGGGAGGCGGAUUCCUAGGUGUGAGCCAAAACUUCACACAAAGCGAUCUCCAAGACCUCGUUACUGAGUCAAUCACCCGCCACGCAAUUGGCCUCGCCCUGCAAGCGCAGAAGAUUUUUGUAUACCGCAUCGCAAAGAUUCCAAGCUGCGGCACAUUGCCUGGCACAAUGUGCGUAGAAAACGGAGACGGUUCUUUCAAUGGACGCCUUUUGAUACAAGCGGAUUCGGACGACAAUUCACAGAACAAGGAUGAUCUCGCCGAGCUUUUGGCGACAAAAUACGGAAUUACCCAGGAGGAGCUACUCAAGGGCCCAACUGACUGCUUUGAUAUGAACAAUAAGCAGCAGUUGGUCAACCCAUUUGAGAAUGGUUUACCAACGGACCCGAAAGCCCCUUGCGUUUUCAACCUCCUUACAUGCAAUGUUGACGCGCCUAUUGGAAAAGGCAUCAUCGAAAGGUGCCGCGAUCAAGGAUUGGAUAUUUAG